CCGGACUGGAAGGGAGGGAAAGUGUCCGGACUGGAAGGGGGGGGGGGAAAGUGUCCGGACUGGAAGGGGGGAAAGUGUCCGGACUGGAAGGGGGGGGGGAAAGUGUCCAGACUGGAAGGGGGUGAAAGUGUCCGGACUGGAAGGGGGGAAAGUGUCCGGACUGGAAGGGGGAGAAAGUGUCCGGACUGGAAGGGGGGAAAGUGUCCGGACUGGAAGGGGGGAAAGUGUCUGGACUGGAAGGGGGUGAAAGUGUCCGGACUGGAAGGGGGGUGAAAGUAUCCGGACUGGAAGGGGGUGAAAGUAUCCGGACUGGAAGGGGGGGAAAGUAUCCGGACUGGAAGGGGGGGAAGUAUCCGGACUGGAAGGGGGGGAAAG
This is a messenger RNA of Staurois parvus, 375 nucleotides long. The record is from the annotation of a GenBank genome assembly. NCBI's taxonomy places the organism in Eukaryota, Metazoa, Chordata, Amphibia, Anura, Ranidae.